Nerophis lumbriciformis (worm pipefish) is the source of this 516-nucleotide messenger RNA. The record is from RefSeq and is a predicted model, not a curated record. NCBI's taxonomy places the organism in Eukaryota, Metazoa, Chordata, Actinopteri, Syngnathiformes, Syngnathidae.
ACAGACAUGAGUUUGGGGGAAGCGUGCAUUUUCUUGCGAGGCGGGAAAAAUAUUUCAAGGGAUCUGGCAGACGACGAGAUAGACGAACUGCGCGAUGCCUUUAAUGAGUUUGACAAGGACAAGGACGGCCUGAUCAGCUGCAAGGACUUGGGUAACCUGAUGAGGACCAUGGGCUACAUGCCCACUGAGAUGGAACUCAUCGAGUUGGGACAAAACAUCAACAUGAACCUUGGUGGCCGCGUGGACUUUGAGGACUUUGUGGAUUUGAUGGCCCCCAAACUUUUGGCGGAAACAGCGGGCAUGAUUGGCGUCAAAGAGCUGAAAAACGCCUUUAAAGAGUUUGAUGCGGACGGCGAUGGCGAGAUCACCACAGAAGAGCUGCGGUCGGCCAUGAUCAAGCUGAUGGGGGAGCACAUGAGCAGGCGGGAGAUCGACGCCAUCGUCAAAGAGGCCGACGACAACGGGGACGGAACGGUAGAUUUUGAAGAGUUUGUCAGGAUGAUGUCGCACCAAUGA